AGUAAUUUUCCAGUAAUGUAUCUUUACUUUUACUCAAGUAUGGCUUUUGGGUACUUUAUACACCACUGCCUGUAAUUGAUGGUACCUCGGUGUUUACACACAGCCGGCGCAGAUUUCUCAGUUCUUCUCACUGUACUCUAGUCUGUGUCCCAGUUUAAACGCUUUUAUUUAGUCGUGUGUGUGUGUGUGUGUGUGUGUGUGUACAACAGGUGGCCAUGUGUGUAAAGACAGUUCUGUGCUCCGUCUUUUGAGCUUAAUGAGUUAAUGUAAUAUCUUCCUGCAGAAUUGCAGAGUUGAGCUGUGGAUGUGUCCAUUUAUUUUCUUGCCGUUUCCCUUAAGGACCCGGUUCCCGGUGCUUCGAGGCGCCUGCAGUCUUGACCAGAUAUCUAUGAUGUAAUGAAAUCUAUUAUCACAUUACUGUUCUCCAAACAAGCACGCGCUAUCCUUCCCGCUGACAUUGGAUUAGGGAACAUUGUGUAUCUAGAUCAUUUCUAUGUUAAAUAUGUGAGCAUGCACGGAAAACACACGCAGUAUCAACAGAAAGGAGUGUUGUUGUUGGAUCAGGGAGGACUGUGAAGUUUUAAAAUGUAUAGCCAUUAAGUCAACAUAGUGUUGUAGAGGGGGGAGGAAGGUGAGCUGAACUCUAGAUCACCUGCAGAUAUCGAGGCCACAGCGAGGAAAGCUGAUUUAAACAAGAUGCACUACAAAAGUAGCUCUUUGUUUGCUCCAAGUACAACCUGAACUACAGUAUAAUACUAAAUGGAAAAGAAAAGAAAUAUUCUUUUAAUAAAUUAUGAAUAUCUAUCCCUAAUAUCUUUGCUUGACUAUAAUUACUUCAUUGACUUUUAGAGAGCCCCAAAACUGAAUGAACACGAUGUCUCACUGAACAUGAUGUUGUUUUCUGGGUUACACAGAGAGAUGCAUCAUGUGUCCUUAUUAACAAUUACAUGUUGGCCUUUCUCAAACUCACCACUUGCCAGGCCACAACUUAAUAGUGUUUCCUCUCCUUAUCUUUCCUCUCUCCUUGGUGUCUUGUGUUAACAUCUGCCGAUCUGCUGGAGGCUCCGAAACUCAACCUUGCUUUUUACGCUCAAAUCAACCAGUGUUGUGGCAAACACUGUAGAGAAUGGGAACAAUGAGAGGCCAAAGUGAAGCAGCUGAUCCUCUCUCUCUCUUUCGCUGAACCCCCCCCCCCACCUUCCUUUUAAUGAAAGGAGCCAUUGUCUCUGGCCUGGAUUGAGCGACUCACACAGUACUUUUCCUUUUGAGGUCUUACAACUUUUGCCUGCUUGGAUAUAAAGCGAUUCGUUCCACUUGUGUAUUUACAGUAGUCACUCACACACUAACACUCUUUCAGACAAACGCGCACAAGCCGAGUCGCAACAAACGCGUAACGCGCGGCCACACACAUGUGCACAGCCACUCCAAUCAAACCGGGCUGACACUCGAACAUGCGUGAUGUGCGAGUGUCCGACAGCUCCGGUGGGUUCAGAAAUCUCAGAUUCCAGGCCCUCUUAGUCUGCUGGCCACCCAGCAAAGCCCCACCUCUCCCUACCUCAGCUGCCCUGCUUCUCUUUUUACCGGUUGCCUAACUCUCUCAGACCAGCUCCGAUCACCGACCAUUAGUCUCUUGCGUUGCUGGUGACCGAUCAGCACCGAGGAACGUGUCCUUGACCUCUGCUUUCUCUCUGGAUGGGACAUGUAAACGUAGAGCAUGUACCAGAGUUGUCAGGUUUGGUGUCUUUUUUUUUUUUUUUUUUUUUUUUUUUUUUUAAAAGAGGUUUGAGGUCAUUGGGUUGCUGAACAAGCUGGACCGGACCAGGAGAACCUGUAGCCAUGGCUGAAUUUCAAGAGAGAGCCAAGGUGGCCACCCUGCCGUCCCGUUCAUGCACGAGCGUACCGGGGACUGGCCGGCUGCAGAGACGGAUGGCUUUGUGCAGGAUGGAGGACUUCACCUUUGACAGCUUUGAGCUGCUUUACAGUGGAGCUGUCGAUAAGAUGAAAAGCCACAAAAGUAAUCUCAACGUCAAGGAGGAGCUGCGGAAGCUGCGGGAAGAGACCAACGUGGACUCUCUGCGGCAGGAGCUGGACAGGGAGCGAAGCAAGAGGAUAGACCUGGAGCAGAAGAUGAACGAGGUGCUCAAGACCAGGCUGGAGGACUCUCCGCCACUGCCUCCCCGGAAACAGCAGUCGCCCUCCAACAAUGGGACAGAUAAACAGCAGAAGGAGGUCUGGAGCUCGCGCCUUCAGAAGUGGGUGUACGAGCGCUUCGGGGUUUACAUCGAGGACUUCCGCUUCCAGCCGGAGGAAAGCACCGUGGAGGCCGAGGAACCGCUAAGUGCUAAAAGGUUAACGGAAAAUAUGAGGCGACUCAAGCGAGGAGCCAGACCUGUCACCAACUUCUUAAGGAACCUCUCCGCCUUAUCUAAUUGGCACUCCGUCUACACCUCAGCUAUUGCCUUCAUUAUCUACAUGAACGCUGCUUGGCAUGGCUGGGCCAUUCCUAUGUUACUCUUCCUGGCUAUCCUGCGCUUGUCCUUAAAUUACCUCAUCGCCAGAGGUUGGAGGAUCCAGUGGAGCAUUGUGCCUGAGGUCUCUGAACCCACGGAGCCUCCAAAGGAAGACUUGACCGUAUCUGAGAAGUUCCAGCUUGUACUUGACGUUGCACAAAAAGCACAGAACCUGUUUGGAAAAAUGGCCGAUGUUUUGGAGAAGAUAAAGAACUUGUUCAUGUGGGUGCAGCCGGAGAGCACCCGGAAGCUUUACAUCUGCCUGUGGGUGGCUUUCAUCACCUCCUGCGUCCUGCCAUACAAGCUAAUGGGCUUCAUGAUGGGCCUGUACGCCGGCAUCAAGUUCUUCAUCAUAGACUUCCUGUUCAAGAGCUGUCCCAAGCUGCGGGACAAGUACGACACACCCUUCAUCGUGUGGAACAGCCUUCCCACGGACCCUCAGCUCAAAGAGAGGACCAACGCCACGAUGUCGCGGCGGCUCUCUGGCACUGAGAAGGUUCAGCCGGUGGUUUCUAGGAGCAGCCUCGCCACCAUCCCCUGCGGGGUGAGCAGGGAGGAGGAGACGGGGCGCUCCCACAGCACCAAGAAGGGAGCGUUCCAUGAGAUCUUCAACCUGCUGGAGUCAGAGCGCCCUCUGGCGGUGUGUGAGAACGGCUGGAGGUGUUGCCUAAUAAACAGAGACAGGAAGAUGCCCACAGACUACAUCAGGAACGGAGUGCUCUACGUCACGGAGAAUUACCUCUGCUUUGAGAGCUCCAGCUCCAGAUCCAGCUCGUCCAAGAAGAAUAAAGUUAUCAAGCUGGUGGACAUCACUGAUAUACAAAAGUACAAAGUGCUGUCAGUCCUACCAGGAAGUGGGAUGGGCAUCUCUAUAGCUACUCCUUCCACUCAGAAGCCUUUGGUGUUUGGAGCCAUGAUCCACAGAGACGAGGCUUUCGAGGCCAUCUUCACCCAGUACAUGAAGAUCAUGACCACCACCAAACCACCGGCCAGCGCCGAGCUCUAGACGGCCUGUAUCCCGGUGACUGACCUCUAUACUGGGGCUAAAGUCUGGGGCAGAGAGCCUCCUGAGAUUCAACUGGACUGGAAGAUACUUAGAAGAAAAAAAACCCUGAGCCUCAUCCUCCUCUUGUGAUGGGCGUCAGCUUCCUCGUCGGAGGGGACAUCUGGGUGUGUCGGCUGCAUGUAGCUGGGGUUUAGUGACAUUCCACGCUGUUUUUAUGGGUGUUGGAUAAUUAUCUGAAUUAUCAAAUCAGCAGAAGGCUGGCGAGGGGGGGCUGGUUCUCCUCUCCCACCUGACUGGCUAGCUGGUUUCCUGACUUGUGCGCGCAGAAGUGAUGGUCUUAAAAGUGCGUCAAGUGGCUCUACUUUUCUCUGCGUCGGCGGAGGGACUUCUCCUGUGGCCGGAUGAUGUCGAGAAGUGCUCACCUUGGCUGUCAAAUGAAUAUCAUAAAACAAGUAGGAGGUAAACAGGAGGUUCUUUUAACUGCCAGACAAACUAGUAUGUGAAGUUAUAAAUCACCGCAAAAACAUUUCCACAUUUAACUGGCUGAUCGGUGCCUCGUGGCGUAGCCCGACAACGUUUUAUGAGUGUACAUGUGUGAGUGGUUAGUUUUUUUUUUUUUAAAUAAAUAUGUAUUCGCUGUGAAAAUGUCAGCUCACCAUUUGACUGACACAGAGCCUUUCUGUUAGUUUACAUUGCUGCUGUCAGAUUUAUUUCUUGCUAGACGCAUUUCAGCAGCAACGGUAUGUUUUUAGUCUUCUUCGUCGACCCAACAGAAAAUGUACGCUGAGUUGAGCUUCGGUGUUUGUAAGUGAGCGUAUGUGAAAAGUCUAGUGAUUUUUUUUUUUUUCUUUUUCAAAAAUGCCUCUUUUUAACAAACAGCCUUUGGGACGAGUAACUGGCGGUCCCGGAGCUGCUGAUUGCGUCCAAGACGAGAGCACAACCGCUGUUAAGACGGUUCAAACACUGACUGCCAUUUAGAGAGAGAGAGAGAGAGAGAGA
Messenger RNA from Anarrhichthys ocellatus (wolf-eel), 4515 nucleotides. RefSeq names its product GRAM domain containing 4a (gene gramd4a). Bases 1837 to 3516 code for a protein of 559 amino acids. The transcript has 18 exons. Gene Ontology annotation, biological process: negative regulation of toll-like receptor 9 signaling pathway; apoptotic process. NCBI's taxonomy places the organism in Eukaryota, Metazoa, Chordata, Actinopteri, Perciformes, Anarhichadidae. The record is from RefSeq and is a predicted model, not a curated record.